UCUGCUUUAGAGCUGUGGAGAGACUCUUCCUACAGUCCUAUAGUCCUGUAGUCCUGUAGUCCUGCUCUGCUUCAGACUCCUUCUCCUCAACCCGUCUCCUCACACUUACUACUGAGGUAAAAUGGUGAAGCGCGUCGCUCUCAUCCUCGCUGGCUGUGGAGUCUACGAUGGGACUGAGAUCCACGAGGCUUCGGCCAUCCUGGUCCACCUUAGCCGAGCUGGAGCCAAGGUCCAGAUGUUCGCCCCCAAUGUUGAGAUGAUGCACGUGGUGAAUCACUGUGAGGGAAAACCGUCGACUGAAAAGCGUAACGUGAUGCACGAGAGCGCUCGUAUCGCUCGCGGAGACGUUUCUGACCUGGCCAAGCUGAACGUAGCCGACUUCGACGUGCUCAUCAUUCCAGGAGGGUUUGGAGCAGCUAAGAACCUCAGUGACUGGGCCACCAAGGGGAAGGAGUACUCAGUGAAGCCUCAGGUGGAGAAGAUCAUCAAGAGCUUCCACCAGGCCGGGAAACCCAUCGCCAUGUGCUGCAUCGCUCCGGUGCUCGCAGCCAAGGCCAUCCCAGGCUGUGAGAUCACUGUGGGCCACGACUGCGAGUGUGAGAAGUGGCCGAACGCUGCAGUAGCGAAGUCCAUGGAGGAGCUGGGCUGUAAGCAUGUGAAUAAAAACGUGGAGGAAGUUCACGUGGAUAAAAAGAACAAACUGGUCACGACCAGCGCCUUCAUGUGCAACGCUCAGCUACAUGAGAUCCACGAUGGGCUCGGGGUCAUGGUCACAGAAGUUCUGAAACUGGCUUGAUUUGAGCUUUAAUCUUUGAUCUUUGAUCUUUGUAUUGAUGUUCAGGUAUAAUUUUUGAUGUGUCCAAUAAUUACAUAUUGUCUUUUUUUGUUCUAAUUGUUAAGAUGGUAUUUAUUUGUGUUUUUUAGACACUUCAUCAUAAAAUCCAUCAUGUUAUUCUCACAUUUGACCACCUACUGUAUGAAUUUGUGUGAAUUUGUGUGUGUCUUUUGUGAUAAAUCUUCUCAAUAAAAUGACAUUUCUAUCAUCA
Messenger RNA from Astyanax mexicanus (Mexican tetra), 1046 nucleotides. RefSeq lists its product as uncharacterized. The record is from RefSeq and is a predicted model, not a curated record. The transcript has 5 exons. Lineage: Eukaryota; Metazoa; Chordata; Actinopteri; Characiformes; Acestrorhamphidae. The coding region runs from base 122 to 796 and encodes 224 amino acids.